UUUCCCGUGCAGUUUGUAAGAAAACAGUUCAAAGACAGAAUGGAUUCCUUGUCUUCUUCGCUGCAAGGCUGUGGCUCAACUGAAACACGGGUGGAAGACAAGGAACUCAACUUUGCUCAACUAGAGGAGAUAGACAUGAUAACUGAAGCAGUUGCUGGAAGAUCAGUUGACAAUGUCCAUGGGAAAACUGGUGCUGUUCAACUGGAUGGAGCGGGAUCAGACAAGAAGGCUUGCGGCCAUGGUAUUUUAACAGAAGAUCAAGAAUAUAUCAAGGAAAUAAAGAAGUUGCAUGCAUAUCUUGACAUGGUGAAAAAAAUGGUGAGACCAGGUUGCUCCCCUGAAGUGCUGAAAACUGCUUUGAAUUCCAUGUCAGCACUUUUCAACACCCUCGCCUUUGUGUCUUCCGGGACAAGACCCCAUGCAUCCCUUUGAACCGAUUUUUAAUGGUUUGGCUGCAUCAUACACAGAACAAAAAUCUGUCAGUGUGCCUGGGAAAGUGUGGCCAGGAACUGAGGAAAGUUUGGAUUGUGUUAUACCUACCCGUUUUUUUAUCACGGUACUCUACCCAUUAUAUGAAGUCAAUAGAGGUAUGUCUAAUAUUGAACUACUUAUUGUUUUC
Populus euphratica (Euphrates poplar) is the source of this 619-nucleotide messenger RNA. Its product is annotated as pyrophosphate--fructose 6-phosphate 1-phosphotransferase subunit alpha-like. Bases 40 to 432 code for a protein of 130 amino acids. The record is from RefSeq and is a predicted model, not a curated record. NCBI's taxonomy places the organism in Eukaryota, Viridiplantae, Streptophyta, Magnoliopsida, Malpighiales, Salicaceae. The transcript has 4 exons.